Molecule: messenger RNA, 1818 nt
Organism: Perognathus longimembris pacificus (Pacific pocket mouse)
Lineage: Eukaryota; Metazoa; Chordata; Mammalia; Rodentia; Heteromyidae
Gene: Adk
Product: adenosine kinase
Exons: 11
Coding region: 128-1165 (345 amino acids)
Biological process (GO): purine ribonucleoside salvage
Cellular component (GO): nucleus; cytosol
Molecular function (GO): adenosine kinase activity
Source: RefSeq, a predicted model, not a curated record
GCCCGCGCGCGCGGAGUGUGUGAGGACGCGCUCCGGGCCACCGAGAGCCUGUGCGGAGCAGCAGUUGCUGUGGUACCUGCCGCUGCCCGAGCGGACGCGCGGAGCAUCGGUGGCCGGAAGGUGAAGCAUGACGUCCGUCAGUGAAAAUAUCCUCUUUGGGAUGGGAAAUCCUCUUCUUGACAUUGCUGCUAUAGUGGACAAAGACUUCCUUGAUAAGUAUUCUUUGAAACCAAAUGAUCAAAUCUUGGCUGAAGACAAACACAAGGAACUGUUUGAUGAACUUGUAAAAAAAUUUCAAGUUGAGUAUCAUGCUGGUGGCUCUACCCAGAAUUCAAUUAAAGUGGCUCAGUGGAUGAUUCAGCAGCCACACAAAGCAGCAACCUUUUUUGGAUGCAUUGGGAUAGAUAAAUUUGGGGAGAUCCUGAAGAGGAAAGCUGCUGAAGCCCAUGUGGAUGCUCAUUACUAUGAGCAGAAUGAGCAGCCGACAGGAACUUGUGCUGCCUGUAUCACUGGUGACAACAGGUCCCUUAUAGCUAAUCUUGCUGCUGCCAAUUGUUAUAAAAAGGAAAAACACCUUGAUCUGGAGAAAAACUGGAUGUUGGUAGAAAAAGCAAGGGUUUACUAUAUAGCUGGUUUUUUUCUUACAGUUUCCCCAGAGUCUGUAUUAAAAGUGGCUCACCAUGCUUCUGACAACAACAGGAUUUUCACUUUGAAUCUUUCUGCACCAUUUAUUUGCCAGUUCUACAAGGAAUCCUUGAUGAAAGUUAUGCCCUUUGUUGACAUACUUUUUGGAAAUGAGAUGGAAGCUGAUGCUUUUGCUAGAGAGCAAGGCUUUGAGACUAAGGACAUUAAGGAGAUAGCCAGGAAGACACAAGCUCUUCCAAAGGUGAACUUGAAGAGACAACGAAUUGUGAUCUUUACCCAAGGAAGUGGUGACACUAUAAUGGCUACAGAAAAUGAAGUCACUGCUUUUCCUGUCCUGGAUCAAGACCAGAAAGAAAUUAUUGACACUAUUGGUGCUGGAGAUGCAUUUGUUGGAGGUUUUCUUUCUCAGCUGGUCUCUGACAAGCCUCUGACUGAAUGCAUCCGGGCAGGCCACUACGCAGCAAGUGUCAUAAUCAGGCAAACCGGCUGCACCUUUCCUGAGAAGCCAGACUUCCGCUGACGGAAGAGCACAGAGCUCGGGCCUGCGAGGACAGUGUGAAUUCCACAUCAAUAGAGAAAAAAAUGUUAGCACCCAUCUUUUCCUACUAUAAUAUGGUCAUUCUUAAUCUAGAGGGUACGGUAAUGCUCAUAGAAUCAUUAGGCUUUCUGCAACCUGAAAAAUAUGCUUAUUUCCAAUGUCUGCUAGUGCCUCUUCAAUGUCAAUUAAACAGGAAUUUCAAUAGAAAUUUUUAUUUCAUUUUCGAUUACUUUGUAAAUUCAAGUGUAUUUAGUGAAUUGAUCAGUUUUUUUACACUUCUGCUUUGAAUGCAGAUGCAAUUUAAUAUGAUAGACUUUUUAAAGAAAUUAAUCCUAACACAUCAAUCUUUAGCUUUUUAUAUAAAUAUAUUUAAUUUAGGAAUGUGUGCAUAUACAUACACACAAAUAAGUAAAUACCACAUAUAUACAGGAUAAGCAGUGAAAUAAUGUACAAAAAUAUUUAUCAUGCCAAAUUACUCCAAAUAAUCUCUUCAGUAUGCACUCAAACAUGUAAUAAACAUUGGUAAUUGAAUAAUUUGCCAAAUUUUAUGUUAUAUUACAAUAUUUGAAUUAUGACCUUAUGCUUACUUAUGGUACUCUAUAAUUUGAUACAAAUAAAAAUUUCUCCUAUGGGAA